CCGAGGUUCGUUAGAACGCCUGAGUUUGAGGAGGCAGUUUUACGUGCCGUGGAACAAAAUCCGGUGUAAGUACCAGGACUAUAGCAGCUCGAUUAGGGGAUAAUCAUUCCAACAGCACUGUGUGGGUUCUCUCCGCAGCAGGUUCUCUCCGAACAACUUUUGUAUCCGUAUCAACGUGUGCAAGUAUUACUACCAAGAGAUUUUCUGCCCCGUUUGCAGUUUUGCCAAUGGUAUUUCGCAAUACCAAUUAAUAUAAAGUAUAAAUAAUAAUAAAAGUUAAUAUUUUACGGACGAAGCUGGAUUUCGGCGUGAUGGUAUUGUUAAUUUUCAUAAUACUCAUGUAGGGAGUGACGAAAAUCCCCAUGCUUACGUACAAUGUCGCCACCAAGAGCAAUUUUCUUUAAAUGUGUGUGUGGUGUUAAUUGGGCCAUUUUUUUACCCUUAAGAUUAAACGGCGAAUCAUACUUAGAAUUUCUUCGACAAGAAUUGCCCGUCCUGCUGGAAGAAGUUCCUCUAAAUGUAUUAAAAAUGUUCCUCUCAUUUUAGUAUAGCGGUUAGAACUCAUCUCAAUAACACCUUUGGGGAAAAUUGGGUUGGAAGAGGUGGACCAAUUUAAUGGCCACCUAGCUUCCUUAACUUAAAUCCAACAGAUUUUUAUUUAUGGGCACACUUUAAAAGUUUGGUUUAUGCUAGUCCCAUACAAACAAUAGAAGAGUGAACAAAUAAAAUUGUAAAUGCUUACGAAGAAGUGAGAAAUAGACCUCGAAUUUUAGCUCGAGCGCGUCGUUUAAUGACUAAUGAUGGUGGACAUUUCCAACAUUUGUUGUAGUUGUUGUUGCAAUAAAAAGCUCCUAGAAAUGUUUUUGAUUUUUUGUCUUCCAAGGCACCUGUGAUUUUUUAACCAAAAAUUAAUAAACAGCAGUUUUGUCCAGUGGCUUGCAAUGUUCAGAGUUCGUCCUCCGUUGAGUGCGAAUCACCUGCACUUAACGUCGAAGUGUUCUCUGAAACAGUUCCGCUGUACCGAGUGCACCAGUGCGACCGACCCCGCUGUCCUUCUACCCGACGACCGAGUCUGCCAUGGCUCACAACCUAGAUGAAAAUUCUUCCUUCCUGUUAGAGGACGACGAGGAUUUCUCGGAGUUUUGUAAUUCGGACGAGGAAGAUGAGACACCACAAGACGAGACCGAACGUAAAGCGGAUCUGGCCAUUUUGCAAACCACCCCGACGAAUCAGGAGGAGUUAACUUACUUCUACGAAGUCCUAAUGAGAAGCGUGAAGAGGAAACACGAGCAGGAGAUGAACGCCCUCCGCCGGAUCUUCCACUCGACGACCAGGGCACUCAAGAGCCGGAUAAAGGCUCUUGAGUCCGCUUAAUAACUAUUUCUGUAUAUGAGGAGCAAACUAGGUAGACUACCCAGGUUACCCGAUUUAGGAGCGUUCUUAUUUAAUUAAUCCAUUCUAUUCUGAGAAACUGACUUACUUGUUUUAAAAAACGAAAAGGAAUACGAAAAAAACCCAAGAGCUCCAAAAGUUAAAAUGAUAUUUUUAACAAUUCUUAGUCAUGAUUUAACCUAAAAUUGAUCCCAUUACAAGCCAAAUUUAUCCCAAAAAAAUCAACAAAUUCCCGAAACCAAAAAACGGGCCCAAAUAUGGUAAAAAAAAGAAAAUUAAAAUAAACCUGGAAUAAAUAAAUGUUAAGAAGAACAACACAUCACCAUAUACGAUGCUAAUAUAGUUACAUACGUAUAAAAGCGAUCUCGAGAAUCCCCGGUCUUCAGACAAAACAGUGCUCUCUAGGCACGAAUAAAUACACAUUUUUGUCUCCCUGUUAAGCAGUCCUCUUUUCAAUCAUCACUACAAAAACAAAAAUGAUUUCUUACUUUACAAUUCUUCUUUUAAUCGUGAUACUUUUCAUUGUUAUGGGGGCGGUGGUGCUCGAGCACUUAUUAAACAAACCGACCAAAACGUCCGCCAUGGAAGAGGGUUUAAAAGAACCUCCCAAACCGAUGAAGUUUCCCAUUAUUGGACAUCUUCACUUGAUGGCAGGGUACGAAGUGCCUUACCAAGCCUUCACUUCAUUGGGGAAGAAGUUCGGGGGUAUAGUGAAGCUCCAACUGGGUAAUGUUCACUGUGUGGUGGUGAACGAGCAGAAGAAUAUUAGGGAAGCGUUGAUCACCAAGGGACACCAUUUCGAUUCCAGACCGAACUUCGAGAGGUACCAGAGGCUGUUUUCGGGAAACAAGGAAAAUUCGUUGGCAUUUUGCGAUUGGUCGAACACCCAAAAGAUCCGUCGGGAUAUGCUGAAAGCCCACACGUUCCCCAGGGCUUUUACCAACAAAUACCUAACGUUAGAUACCCUGAUAGCCAGAGAAACUAGGGAUUUAGUACAGAAAUUAGGCGAUAAUCCGUCAGCUAAACUGAAACCACUAUUAUUGGCCAAAUGUGCCAAUAUAUUCUUAAACCAUUUCUGCUCGGAGAAUUUCGAUUCACAAAGCGGCGAGUUCGCGAAAAUGGUGCAGAAUUUCGACGAGGUGUUUUACGAAGUGAACCAGGGGUACGCGGCCGAUUUUUUGCCGUUUCUAUUGCGGUUUCAGCAGAAAAACUUACGGAGAAUGAACGUGCUAACCCAAGAAAUAAGAGAAUUCAUCCAUAACCAAGUAAUCAAAGACAAAUUCGAGACGUUUAAUCCAGACGUAGAACCAAAAGACUAUCUGGAAAGCUUGAUAGGCCACGUGAAACGAGAACAACAAAAAAACAAAGAACAACCAGCCUUGGAUUGGGAAAUGGCCUUGUUUGCCCUUGAAGACAUCAUAGGUGGUCAUUCAGCAGUUGGGAACUUCCUAAUGAAACUCUUCGGAUACCUGGUGACCGAACAGGACGUACAAAAGAAAAUCCAGCAAGAGAUCGAGCAAGCUGUAGGUUCAGAGAGGGAUAUCAGCAUAUGUGACAGAAAUCAGCUGGUUUAUACUGAAGCUGUUAUCUAUGAAGCUAUCAGGUUAAUAGCUUCGCCUAUUGUCCCUAGGGUGGCCAAUCAGAGUAGUUCGAUUAAUGGCUACAGAAUCGAAAAAGGCACAGUUCUAUUCCUGAACAACUACGACCUAAGCAUGUCAGAAGACCUCUGGACUUCUCCAGAGAAAUUCAUGCCAGAAAGGUUCAUCAAAAACGGAGCUUUAUUCAAACCAGAACACUUCCUACCGUUCGGUGGUGGCAGGAGGAGUUGUAUGGGUUACAAACUGGUCCAGCUGGUCUCUUUUGGUAUUUUAGCCGCCACUAUGCAAAACUUCACCUUGAAACCUGUCGAGGGUGAAUGUUAUAAGGUUCCAGUGGGUUCCUUGGCUUUGGAUAGGGAAGGGUUCAAAAUUAGGUUUGAACGUAGGUAAUAUUGAUAAAAUUGAUGCCAAAAUUACUUGUAUAGACAUGAAUGUGUGUUUUUGUAUGUUUUAAGUUAUAAGGAUUUUUGUACAGUAUUUAUAACAAGAGAUCGGUACCAGGUUUGUUAAUUAUAGUAAAAAAGAACUGAUUGAUGAUAAUUAUUAUUAUUAAAUUUCUCUUAGUAAGUAAUUUGGAACUCUGAGCAUUAUACAGGUAUAAAAUAAAAUAAAAAUUUGGCUGUAUGCUCAUAAUAAGUAGGAUAGUAAAAAAAGGGUGCGAUGAAGAGAAAAUUAAAUAAAAAUUGUAAACUGAUAA
Messenger RNA from Anthonomus grandis grandis, 3687 nucleotides. Its product is annotated as cytochrome P450 307a1-like. Gene Ontology annotation, molecular function: monooxygenase activity; heme binding; iron ion binding. The record is from RefSeq and is a predicted model, not a curated record. NCBI's taxonomy places the organism in Eukaryota, Metazoa, Arthropoda, Insecta, Coleoptera, Curculionidae. The coding region runs from base 1869 to 3380 and encodes 503 amino acids. The transcript has 5 exons.